GUGGGCAUCCCUGUCUGGUGCCAGUUUUCAAUGGAAAUGCCUCCAACUUUUCCCCAUUCAAUAUGAUGCUGGCCUUUGGUUUAUCAUAGACUGCCUUAAUUGUGUUGAGGAAUGUUCCUUCUAACCCCAAUUUGCUUAGGGUUUUCAUCAUGAAAGGGUGUUGUAUUUUGUCAAAUGCUUUCUCGGCAUCUAUUGAGAUAACCAUAUGAUUUUUGUUUCUCAAUUUAUUAAUGUGAUGUAUUACAUUGAUUGACUUUCGAAUAUUGAACCAUCCCUGCAUACCAGGGAUAAAUCCCACUUGGUCCGGGUGAAUGAUCUUUCUGAUGUGUAGUUGGAUUCGGUUUGCCAGAAUUUUAUUGAGUAUUUUUGCAUCUGUGUUCAUCAGGGAGAUAGGUCUGUAGUUUUCUUUCUCUGCUGUGUCUUUUCCAGGCUUAGGAAUUAAGGUGAUAUUGGCUUCGUAGAAGGAAUUUGGAAGGAUUCCCUCUCUUUCAAUCAUUUGGAAUAAUUUGAGAAGAACUGGGGUUAGUUGUUCUCUAAAUGUCUGGUAAAAUUCGGCAGUGAAGCCAUCCGGUCCUGGGCUCUUCUUUUUCGGUAGUGCGUUUAUUACUGAUUCAAUUUCUUCCAUGGUUAUGGGUCUGUUUAGAUUUUCUAUAUCUUCACGGCUCAGUUAAGAAUGUUGUAUUUGUCCAGGAAUCUAUCCAUUUCUUCCAGGUUCCCCAAUUUGUUAGCAUACAUCUCUUUGUAGUAGUUUCUGAUGAUUCUUUUUAUUUCUAUUGUGUCUGUUGUUACAUUUCCAUUACUAUCUUUGAUUUUACAGAUUUGGGUCUUCUCUCUCCUUUUUUUGGUUAGUUGGGCCAAUGGUGUGUCGAUUUUGUUUAUUUUUUCAAAGAACCAGCUCCUGGUUUUGUUGAUCUUCUGUAUUUUUUUUUUGGUUUCAAUUCUGUUUAUUUCUUCUCUGAUCUUUAGUAUUUCUUUCCUCCUUUUGGAUUUGGGCUUGAUUUGCUGCUGUUUUUCUAGAUCCUUGAGGUGCAUGGAGAGUUCAUUUGUUUGGUUCCUUUCCAGCUUCUUGAUGUAGGCACUAAUUGCUAUAAACUUUCCUCUUAGCACUGCUUUUGCUGUGUCCCACAGGUUUUGAUAGGUUGUGUUAUCAUUUUCAUUUGUUUCUAGAAAUCUCUUGAUUUCUCUUUUAAUUUCUUCGAUGACCCACUGUUCAUUUAGGAUCAUGUUGUCCAUUCUCCAUAUAUUUGCAUAUGGUGUAGAGAUUCUUGGGUUGUUGAUUUCAAGUUUCACUGCUCUAUGGUCUGAGAAGCUGCAUGGUAUAGUUUCAAUUUUUUUGAAUUUGUUGAGGCUCCCUUUAUGGCCUAGUAUAUGGUCAAUCCUAGAGAAUGUUCCAUGUACUGGGGAGAAAUACGUGAACUCUGUGUCUGUAGGGUGGAGGGUUCUGAAGAUAUCUAUUAGGUCUAUUUGUUCUAUGGCGUCAAUUAGCUCAGUUGUUUCCUUGUUGAAUUUCUGUCUGGUUGAUCUGUCCGUUGAAUGCCCUCUAAGAUAAACUCUGUAUCAGAGUUGUAAGGUUAUUUUGGCUUUAAAGGGAAGAGCUUUUCUGCUAAAUUCAAGCUUCUGUAGUUACAUGAAUGGCUGUGACCAUAAUGUUUUUCUUGUCAUGUGCUGGACGUUGAACUUAUUGUGCUGUUAACUCUUCUUUCUCAUGACAAUCAGUGUCAGAGUUAGGAAAAAAGCCAGGCCAAACAGUUCACACUUGUUUGCUGAUCUGUGGGGCAUCACAGCUACAAAAUUACGUUUUUUUGUUUUUUGUUUUUUGGGGUUUUUUUACAGGCAGAGUGGACAAUGAGAGAGAGACAGAGAAAAAGGUCUUCCUUUUGCCGUUGGUUCACCCUCCAAUGGCCGCUGCAGCCGGUGCACCACGCUGAUCCGAAGCCAGGAGCCAGGUGCUUCUCCUGGUCUCCCAUGCGGGUACAGGGCCCAGUCACUUGGGCCGUCCUCCACUGCACUCCCAGGCCAUAGCAGAGAGCUGGACUGGAAGAGGGGCAACUGGGACAGAAUUUAUUUGUUCAAUGUACAGAGACAUUGGUGCUUAGUUGGCAAUUCUGGGUGUUUGUGUUGUGGGUAUUGAGUCAACUGCUUGCUCUCCAAUGGUCAGUAAGGUAAGGGGAAGGCAGGCAUGACCCAAGUUCAAAGGUCUGGCAAGUUGCCCAGUGGAGAAUGGAUUGGAGUGGGGUGAAGAGCAGCAGUGUGAUCUGCAGUCAUCAGGGCAGAGGGGUAGAAGUGAGGAUGGAGAGAAGCAAAUAGACCCAGUGCUAUUUUGAAGGUAGCAACUCAAUCUCUAAGUCAUCGGUAAGUUUUAAAGGGAGAAGAUCAAGAUCAAGAAUGGGUUGUUACACUGGCUUGAUCAACUGAAUAUAUGGAAAAAAAGACUUUAUUAAAGGAGGAAAAAUUGAAGAAGAGGCUGAUUCAGUGAGGGAACAGGACAUGAUUUUAAUCUCACUAUAUCUGAGGUAACUGUGGGCUAUCAAAGUGGAGAUGUCAUAUAUGUACUCAGAUCUACAAGAUUGAUAUGACCAUCGCAAGAGAAUUUGGGGCUGGAAAUAUAAAUUUGGGAAUUGUUGCCAUUUGGAUAGUAUUUAAAGACAUAAGUACUGACAACUUUAUCUAUGAAGAAAGCAUAAAUGCAUAAGAGAGAGCUCAGAAUGAACCCUAAGGAACUGUGCUAAUUACAGGUCAGAUUGCCGUGGAAGGACCAGCAAAGAAUGAACAUCUGAGAAGCUGUAGACAAACCAGGAGAACAAAUGCUAUGGAGACAAGUAAAGAGAGCAUUAAAAAAAGGGUUCAUGAAAAGCACUGAACACUGCACACAGAUCUAGCAAAUGAGGAGUGAAAUCGCCAUGGGAUUGGAAACAUGGCUGUCCCAUUGAUCUCAGCAACAAUAGCUUCGGAGGAAUGGCCAAAGCUGAAGCCAGCUGGCACCAGGUUAAUGACUGAGAGCUAUUCAUUGCAGUCUCUUUUGAAUUGCCAGACUCGGUGCAUUGAGGCAACAAUUCCUCCCCAGUCAGUCUUUUUUUUUUUUUUUUCUUACAGGCAGAGUGGGAGAGAGAGAGAGAGAGGUCUUCCUUUCCGUUGGUUCACCCUCCAAUGGCCACUGAGGCUGGUGCACUGCGCUGAUCCGAAGCCAGAAGCCAGGUGCUUCCCCCUGGUCUCCCAUGCGGGUGCAGGGCCCAAUCACUUGGGCCAUCCGCCACUGCACUCCUGGGCCACAGGAGAGAGCUGGACAGGAAGAGGAGCAACCGGGACAGAAUCCGGUGCCCCGACCAGGACUAGAACCCGGUGUGCUGGCACCACAGGCGGAGGAUUAGCUUAUUGAGCCACAGCGCCGGCCCCAAGUCAGUCUUUAAAUACAGCUUGAAUCCCCCCAGAUUUCAACAUGGCAUUCUAUGGAACCUGAAAAAUGAAUUCUAAAAUACUUUUUGAUUAUCAAAGGUCUAAGUAGUCUAGACGGCAGUGAAGAAAAGAACAAAGCAAAUUGUGUGUUAGAUAUCAGCAUUUUUAAUUAACAUUAACUAUAAUGUGUAUUAUUCUUAUAUGGGAUAGACACUAUGGAAGAAAUCAGAGAGCUCAGACAUAGACCUAGAGGCAGGCUUACAUAUCAGCACAGGCUCUGCCUUGGGAAGGUCAGAAAUGGUAGGAACGUGAACCAGUGGUAUGGUGGGGUUGGAGGCUUGAGCAACACAAAUUUUUGGGCGGGGAUAGCAGGGUGGGAACUGUGUAUGAUCAAGCUCUUGUGCUGAAUAUGGUUUGAGAUCUGGUGGGGAAGAGUCUCCUAGGGAACAGUGAAUUCUUGGGCCUGGCUACACAAGGUGGCAUUGGCCUCUCCUGCAGCUGCUGCCUCCCUCACAGUAGGCCUCACCACUCUGGUUUUGAGCCACAGGCUUGACAGGAGAUGUAAGUGAAGAUUUCAGACUUUUCCAUGUAUCAUAAUAGGUCAUAGUAGCAAAGCAGGGCAGGUGUAUUUUCCUGUUGUUUGACUUUUCUUGGAUUCAAAUAGCUUUUCCUAGAAAUUGGGCCCCAGAUCAACAGUCAGCCCCUUGCAGGUUGUUGAUAAGAAAGCCUUGACAGCCAGCGCCGCGGCUCACUAGGCUAAUCCUCCACCUGCUGCACUGGCACUCUGGGUUCUAGUCCUGGUCGCGGCACCAGUUCUGUCCCAGUUGCCCCUCUUCCAGUCCAGCUCACUGCUGUGGCCUGGGAAAGCAGUGGAGGAUGGCCCAAGUGCUUGGGCCCUGCACCCGCAUGGGAGACCAGGAGGAAGCACCUGGCUCCUGGCUUCGGAUCAUUGCAGUGCACCGACCAUAGCAGCCAUUUAGGGGGAGGGGGGGUUGUGAACCAAUGGAACGAAGAUCUUUCUCUGUCUCUCUUUCUCAAUUUCUAACUCUUCCUGUCAAAAAAAAAAAAAAACAAAAACAAAAACAAAAACAACCUUGACAAUGUUGCAAUGUUGCUGUCAGUUCUAAACUCAGAUCUCCUCCAAACUGUGCUUUUGGCUGGCAGGUGCUGUGAAUGUUUGCAGUCAUGGCAACUCCCGAAAAAGUUGCCCAGUGACUUGGUGUCCUACAUAUCUUAUCCAGGGCAUAUUUCUUUUAGUGUUUAUUAAUCUAUUUUCAUCUACUUAAAAGAGCAACAAAGAGUUGCAGCAGCAGGUUCCACCCACUGGUUCACUUCCCAAAUGCCCACAACAGCCAAGGUUGGGCCAGUCUGGAGCCAGUAUCCUGAAACUCCAUCCAUGUCUCCUACAUGGAUGGCAGAGGCCUAGGCACUUGAACUACCAUCUGCUAACUCCCAGGUUACAUUAGCAGGAAGUUGGAUUAGAAGCAGAGCAGUCAGAACUCAAAUGCACUCAGAUGUGGGAUGCAGCCUUCCCAAGUGCACUUCCCAAGUUCUGCACCACAACACCCACCAAUAUCUGAGGACAGGAUCUGACUUACAUUCUGCCCCCCGGAAACCUUUUAUUUAAGGAAUACAAAAUUCAUGCUUUUCAUAAAUACAACUUUAGGAACAUAGUGAUUCUUCCCAACAUACCUGCCCUCCCACCCUUCUUCCUCCUCCCUCUCCUAUUCCCAUUCUUAUAUUUUACUAAGAUCUAUUUUCAAUUAACUUUAUACACAUAAAAUUAACUCUAUACUAAGUAGAGAGUUCAGUCUUGCAUCUCAAAUAUCAUGUACUGAAUAAGGCUACUCGUGAAGUGUAAUAACUUUGUUUUCAGUUUUUACAUUCUGUUUGAUGUGAUCAAUUUUCAUAUACCUUUCUUUUUCCCUUCCUUUUCUUUUUUUAAAAAAAAAAAAGCUUAUUUAUUUGAAAAUAAUAAAAAGUAGGGGGGAAGGGGAAGAGAGAUCUUCUAUCUGCUGGUCACUCUUCAAAUGCCCACAACAGCCAGGGCUAGACCAGGCCAAAGCCAGGAGCCAGGAAACCCCAUUCAGGGCUCCCGAGAGCCCAAGGACUUGGACUUUCAUCUGCUGCCUUCCCUGAGCAUCAUCAGGAAGCUCUAUCAAAGGCAUGGAGUAGCCAAGACUUGGGCCAGGCACUCCAAUACAGGAUGCAGGUGGUGGCUUCAGCCUGGUACACUACAACGUCCACCCCCUUCCUUCUUUUCUUAACACUGUUCAAAAUUUUUAAACAGUAUUACCUUUUCCCCAGUCUUACAACUUAAGUGGGAAAAAUGUAAACCCUUUUUAGUUUGUGUACGCAUGUUUCAAUGUUUUCAAGGGUCUUUUUUUCUGUUGGGUGAUAAUGUCAAUUCAAGAGUGAAAUUCAGGAGGCAGACACAAUCUGGGCUCGGUUUUGAGAGUCCAGAGUAACGGUAGCACUAUUCAGGAAUAAGGUGUGAUGUACCUGAGGGGUAUUAAUUGGAACUAAGUUUUAAAUUUGGAAGGCACUGGUGUAUAAAUGAUAUUUCACACCUGGUAUGGGGUAAAAUUAUGUUACUGAAGAGAGUGUAGAUAGAGAAGGAGAGGGAGCCCAAUAUUGAGACUUUGGCACUUGAACUCCAUAGGCUGAGAAAGGCAAUGCAAAAAAAAAAAAAAUUCUAGCUCAGGGUUGAAGAAUGCAUUAGAAUUCUAAAUCUGAGAGUCUUCAAUAUAGAGGAAGUGUCUGAAGCCAUGGGAAUAAAUGAAUAUACUUUUAAUUAGUUUAAGUUAGAUAUAGUAACAAAUAUCUCCAAAACUUCAGUUGCUUAAACCACAAAGAUUUAUUUUUAUCUCCUAGUUCAUGAGGUUCCUGCAUAUCAUUCACAUCUAGGCUGAUGGUAUAGCUGCCAACUGGAAAGUUACCAAUUAAGUGGCGUCCAGUGAAAAUGAUAGGUGUCACUCCUCAUAUUUCAUGGCCAGAGGAAGUUAAUUGUCCACAUGUUGCUUCAGUGAGGCCAGGAAUUGCAGUUCUUCCAAGUGGCUGGAAGUAGAACAAAAAGGAGAUACUAAUGAACAUUUAACAAAAAUUCAAAGAUUUGUUUAUUUAUCCAAAAGGCAGAGUGAUAGAAAGACAGGGAGAGAUAGAGAAGUGACAGGGAGGAUCAUUUAUCCAUCCACUAGUUUACUCCCUAAAUGCCUGCAACAGCCAGGGCUGGACCAGGCCAAUGCCAGGAUCCAGGAACUCCAUCCUGGUCUCCCGUGUGGGUGUCAGGGGUUCAAAUACUUGGGGCAUUGUCUGCUGCCUCUCAAGGUGCAUUAGCAGGAAGAUGGAUCAGAAGCAGAGCACCAGGAUUCAAACCAGUACACCAAUAUGGGAUGUCAUCGUCACAAAUGGCAUCUUAACCUACUGUGCCACAUACCCACCCCAUUAGUGAACAGUUUUAGCACCCAUCACAAUCUAUCCUUCUGGACCCCAAAUAUUUGAUUCAUUCUUUUUUUCUACAAAUAUCAAAGUUCCAUCAACUUCACAGUCAGGGUAUCUUCAUGAUGUCCAGUAGUCUCUUUCUAAGAUGCAGAUAUAUUUUCUCUUAUUCUGGAGAUCUGUGAACUGAAAGGACAAGUUAGUGGACACCACCAACCCUACAAACACAAGCACAUACACACAACGUAUAGUGGUAGAACGAGGACCUAAUCAUUGCAGUGAGCACUCCCAUUCAGAAGGGAGAAGAUUGGGAGACAGGUAGUGUCCGUGGCCAUAUAAAUCAUAAGAUCCCACUGGGAAGAGACUGUGAGAACCCAUUCCCUCAAUCAUUCUGCUCUUCAGCAAGGACUUCCUCAUUGACUAUGCUCCUGGUCUUGGUUCCACACUCCACAGAGAAGAGGGCAUUGGAGACCACGGCCUCCUUGAGGGCUGGCAACUUUCUCAGCCUGCUGCCUACCUGUGGUAGGCUGGGGGACUCCAGGACUGUCUUAAAUGGGGAACGGUCACUGUCCUUUGCUAUGUGAAGCUCGGGUUCCUCUGUCCUACAUUGGCUUUGGAUCUGGCGGAUAUGGCCAGAUGCCAUACCCACGUUUCUCUUGGAGUCUUUUCCAGUAAGCUUUAUUUCUUUAUUUCUUUAUUUUCUUGCCACCGACCACUGCCUCUGUCUCAACUUAAUUUUAGGUGGCUUCAACAGGAGAACCUACCUACCGCUAAACCUCUUUUCCCUAAACCAUCAUAUCUGAUCUUUCCAUGAUGUGUGAAUCUGUCCUCGAACAACCAGAAUACAGGUGAAAGUCAGUCGCUUCUUCCACUUUGGUCAUUGGAGUCUCCCACCACUGCCCUUCUGCUGCUACUGUAGCAGAGCUCUCAGGGGCUGUGGUCUCACAUCUUGCACUGGGGCACCAAUGGACCAUUUCCAGCAGGGAUGGUGCAGGGCUGACCCGGAUGCCUGACUGCACCCAUCACCUCCAGAGAGCUGCACACCUGGAAAGCAAAAACUGGGACCUGACGGCCGCUCUAAGCGACUAUGAGCAGCUCCGACAGGUGCACACAGCCAACCUGCCGCAGGUGUUCAAUGAAGGGAGGUGCCCCAAGCAGCCAGAGCGAGAGCAGCCCCAGGCCGGGCACAAGGUGGAGCGGCCCUGCCUGCACAGGCAGGACGACAUUGCCCAAGAAAAGCGGCUUUCCCGGGGGAUUUCCCACGCCAGCUCAGCCAUCGUCUCCUUGGCCCGGUCCCACGUGGCGAGCGAGUGCAACAACGAGCAGUUCCCCCUGGAGAUGCCAAUCUACACAUUCCAGCUGCCGGACCUGAGCGUGUACAGCGAGGACUUCAGGAGCUUCAUCGAGCGCGACUUGAUCGAGCAGGCAACCAUGGUGGCUUUGGAGCAGGCAGGUCGUCUGAACUGGUGGUCCACUGUGUGCACGAGCUGUAAGCGGCUUCUUCCCUUGGCCACGACAGGAGAUGGGAACUGCCUCCUGCAUGCCGCCUCGCUGGGGAUGUGGGGGUUUCACGACCGGGACCUGGUUUUGCGAAAAGCUCUCUACACCAUGAUGAGGACGGGGGCUGAGAGGGAAGCCCUGAAGCGGAGGUGGAGGUGGCAGCAGACGCAACAGAACAAGGAGUCCGGGCUGGUGUACACGGAGGAGGAGUGGGAGCGCGAGUGGACCGAGCUGCUGAAGCUGGCCUCCAGCGAGCCGCGCACGCACUUCAGCAAGAACGGCGGCACGGGCGGGGGCGUGGAUAACUCUGAAGACCCCGUGUACGAGAGCCUGGAGGAGUUCCACGUUUUCGUCCUCGCGCACAUACUAAGAAGACCGAUUGUCGUGGUGGCGGAUACGAUGUUGAGAGACUCAGGGGGGGAAGCGUUCGCACCCAUCCCCUUCGGGGGGAUUUACCUGCCCUUGGAGGUCCCUCCCAACAGAUGCCACUGCUCGCCUCUGGUUCUGGCCUACGAUCAAGCUCAUUUCUCUGCCCUGGUGUCCAUGGAGCAGAGAGACCAACAAAGAGAACAAGCCGUGAUCCCCCUGACGGAUUCCGAGCACAAGCUGCUGCCGCUGCACUUCGCAGUGGACCCGGGGAAGGACUGGGAGUGGGGGAAAGACGACAAGGACAACGCCCGGCUGGCCCACCUCAUCCUGUCUCUAGAAGCCAAGCUGAGCCUCCUGCACAGCUACAUGAAUGUGACGUGGAUCCGGAUCCCCUCUGAGACCCGGGCGCCCCUGGCGCAGCCAGAGUCCCCGACGGCCUCGGCGGGCGAGGACGUGCAGUCCCUGGCCGACUCGCUGGACUCGGACCGCGACUCGGUGUGCAGCAGCUCCAACAGCAAUAACGGCAAGAACGGUAAGGACAAGGACAAGGAGAAGCAGCGCAAGGACAAGGACAAGACGCGCGCGGACUCCGUGGCCAACAAGCUGGGCAGCUUCAGCAAGACGCUGGGCAGCAAACUCAAGAAGAACAUGGGCGGCCUGGGCGGCCUGGUGCACGGCAAGAUGGGCCGCGCCGGCUCGGCCAACGGCAAGCACGGCGACGCGCCCGAGCGCGCCAAGGAGAAGAAGGCCAAGGCGCGCAAGGGCAGCAAGGAGGAGUCGGGCGCGUCGGCCAGCACGUCGCCGUCCGAGAAGACCACGCCGUCGCCCACCGACAGGCCCGCGGGCGCGUCGCCGGCCGAGAAGGGCGGCGGGCCGCGCGGCGACGCCUGGAAGUACAGCACGGACGUGAAGUUGAGCCUCAACAUCCUGCGCGCCGCCAUGCAGGGCGAGCGCAAGUUCAUCUUCGCCGGCCUGCUGCUCACCAGCCACCGGCACCAGUUCCACGAGGAAAUGAUCGGCUACUACCUGACCAGCGCGCAGGAGCGCUUCAGCGCCGAGCAGGAGCAGCGGCGCCGCGACGCCGCCACCGCCGCCGCCGCGGCCGCGGCAGCCGCCGCCGCCUCGUCGUCCUCCUCCUCCACAGCCAAGCGGCCACCGCGCAGGCCGGACGCCGAGGGUGCGCCGGGCCCCGAGCGCGCCUCGCCGGGCCCGCCGGCCGGGCAGCCCACGCAGCUGGUGCUCAAGCUCAAGGAGCGCCCGAGCCCCGGGCCUGCGGCGGGCUCCAGGGCGGCGAGGGCGGCAGCGGGCGGCGCGGCCUCCCCGGGCCCCGGCGGCGCGCGACGCGCGGGCGCCAGCGGACCCGCCCCGGGCCGCAGCCCGCCAGCGCCGGCGCGCCAGAGCGUCAUCCACGUGCAGGCGGCGGGCGCCCGGGACGAGGCGUGCACGCCGGCCGUGGGCCCGCUGCGGCCUUGCGCCACGUACCCGCAGCAGAACCGCUCGCUGUCGUCGCAGACCUACAGCCCGGCCCGCGCCGCCGCGCUGCGCACGGUCAACACGGUGGAGUCGCUGGCGCGCACCGGGCCCGCGACCCUCCCGGGCGCCGCGGGGCCCGCGAGCGCGGCCGAGCCCAAGUCGCAGACCUACACCAACGGCUUCGGCGCGGCGCGCGACGGCCUGGAGUUCGCCGACGCCGACGCGCCGGCCGCGCGCUCGAACGGUGAGGGCGGCGGCGGGGGUCCCGGGCCGGCGCAGCGGCGCUGUCAGCGCGAGAACUGCGCCUUCUACGGGCGCGCCGAGACCGAGCACUACUGCUCCUACUGCUACCGCGAGGAGCUGCGGCGGCGGCGCGAGGCGCGCGCGGCCCGGCCCUGAGCGCGCGGCGCGCCCGCGCGCGGGUCCCUCUGCGCCCCGCCGGUGGCUCUCUCUCCUACGCGCCCUGGUCCGCCCGGAGGCCGGCGCCGCCUCCGUCAGUGCUGUGUACGUGUUUGGUCAAACGUUCUCAUGGUGCCUGAACCUACACUGACGCCACUCAGGUAGUAGACGGAUAGGAAACAAGUCAUACUGUCGGAAGUGGGUGUGCUGGCGUAGCCUCUGCCUCGUAACCGUGGAAACUCAAUAGCCAUUGCCAGAGUAUUUUUGUUCCUCGAAAAGAGAAAUAAAGAAAUUCGCAGCCCUUUGUUUUUAGAAGGGAGUGUUUUACAUGCCUUUUUUUUUUUUCUGGUUCUUUUUUUUUUUUUUAACCCUGACCCGGCGACUGACCUCUUCCAAGGAGCGGUCACUCGUGUGCGGUUGGCGGCGCCCAGGGUUUAAGAGCAAGCGCGCGGCCUGGGGCCGGGGUGCGGGCCCCCCACCACCGGCCUCCCGCGGCGCUUCGGGAAGACAGCGGCCCCGCGCGCCGGGCCAGCCGCGGGGAGCGGCCCCGGACGAACUACCUCGCGGGGCGCAGGGACGGGCAGCUCCGGGGACGCGAGCCUCCCACACACAGGGUCCGAACUCACGACUCGGGGUUGCCUGUGGCGGGGCAGCCCCCGCACAGAUCUGGGCACCAGAGCCUCCUGCAGCCGACAGUCGCCACCACGGCCAGGGAGGAGUCGGGCGGUGACCCCUUGGGGCCCCUUGCGGAGCCCCCACGAGGCUGCCCCUCUUUCCAAAGGGAAGGGGCGGAGGGAAGCCGGGAAGGAGCCCCCCCACACACACACACCCACCUGCACCUGUCUGGGUUCAGCCAGGUAGCGGGGCUCCAGGUGAUGGGGCCCUGCCCCUGGCUUCGGAACACAUGGAACGAGCAGCCAAAUCCCUGAACGGUCUCUUUUUUUGGUGCCUCCUAACAUUUCUUGAGGAAAUAAAUAAAUAACAAAAAUGUGUCCUUAGCUACCCUGUUCCGAGCAGCAAUAUGCAGCCUCUUGCUUCCAAGAUUACCUCUGGAGAACGCCGGUCCCGGCCAAGGACACCGAGGACCGCAACCCGCCUCACCAAGGGAAGCUGGGUAAGAAGGGUACAAAUCCUCACCGACAGAAGCAUCCUUUCAAACCUGCGAGAGCCUUAGCGCCGCCUCUGCGCGUCCCGGGGAAGACGGGGAAGGCGCCCGGCGCGGCGGAGUGCGCCCCUCUCCGCGGGAGCCGCGCACAGCGGCCCACAGCCCACGCGAAGAACGCGGGGAAGAGGAAAUGGGGAGGGGCCUUUAGGUUUUUUACCUGUUUGAAGAGUUACAAUAAAACAACUGAGUAUCUCCUGUCAUUCUUUUUGUUUUUCAUUAUUCCACAGCAUGUGGACUUUUGGAUAAUUUAUUCAAGUUUUGCACAUGUGGUUCCUCGAAUCGAAAUUAUUUAUGAAACAAACGCUUUAAGAAGUUAUUUUUUCCCCCAAGUUUUACUUUUCAUGCUGAAUGAUACUUUCAAGGUGUGAUCGUUCCCAGCACCCACAUACCUGGUCUGGCUGUGGUUGUAAAUGCUCCCGUUGAGGGCCUGUGGCAGCCCUCUGCUCUGAUUCUUCGGGUCUCCCGGCAGCUGCUUCGCUGCCAGCGCUGUGAGGCCGCAGGAAGCCCGCUCCGUAAAUGUGCAUCCAGACACCAAGCUCAGCACACAGGCAGGCAGGAAACAUAAAGUAAGGUUUUUUUUUUUAUUUUUUUUUUUUAUUAUAGUGUUAAAACAGCCAACAAGAAAUUUCCAAAACCAGCUAAGCAAAUCUUUUGUUUUUUCUCAUGCUCUCUGCCAGGUUCAAAAAAUAAAUAUAUGGGAACUGAGAAUAAAUGUGGUCUGUUGUCAUAAAGGGAAACCUUCCACAUGCAGAGUAAUCUUUUGUGUGAGUAUUUUUUUUUAACUCAUGACCUAUUCUGGCUCCUGGCAUCUCUAAGUCAGCUCCGCCCACCACCAUCUGUACCAUGAACAGGAGCCCGAGAUCAGUCCCUGGCCGGUCACCAGGCAGGCCAGCCACGCCGGGGCACCUGGCAGCUGGCACGUAACUCUGCCUCCAUGUCACUGAGAGCAGCCAUUUCCUUUGGUGAGGGAAGUGCACCUGGCCUUCCUCCAAACAGUAUUCACAGUGCCGGGGUGCAAGCACCAGCCCUGUGUGUGCUGGGCCUGUGACGGACAGCACGGCCAUGUCGUUCAGGAAGCUCUGGUCAGAGGCCCCAUGACCCCAUGACCUCAUGAGACAGGACUGCUAGAAACUGGGUCCAUGACUGUGGCCGCCCUGGCAGACCCCGCCUAUCCGAUCUGGCCCAGCUUCCCUGUGUGGGAAGCAGCCCUGUCUCUAAGUGACAACAAGUUUCCAGAAGGAUCCAGAUACUUCUAAACCCCUGUGGAGGUUCACAUUUCCUGCACAUGCAUCCACUAGGUAAAUGCUUUUUUAAAAUAAUAAUAAUAUACUGUUAAGGAAAGGUGUUUUCGUGUAUUCUGUUUGUAGAUUUUGUGCUGCAUUACGUUGAAAUUUUACAAGCCAAACUUAAUCUGUACAAAGAAAUUAU
Oryctolagus cuniculus (rabbit) is the source of this 13165-nucleotide messenger RNA. The record is from RefSeq and is a predicted model, not a curated record. NCBI's taxonomy places the organism in Eukaryota, Metazoa, Chordata, Mammalia, Lagomorpha, Leporidae.